ACAAGUAACUUUGUAAUCAAACGUUUAAGUUUACAACAAUCCAAGUUUUUUUUCGAAAAAGAUUUUCUGUGAAGUGUGAACAUUUUUUUAAUUGUUUUCUGUUAAAAAAAUCAAAAUAAACAAACAAUUUUAUCUAAAAAUGGCUUUUAUUAAACAUAUUUUUGUGUGUUUAUGUGUAAUCAGUUUGGUGGCAUCUUCAGCAAUUCCAAUGUGGGAAAUGCUUGGACGUGAAGAAAAGAUGGCCUAUUUAUACGCACAAUUUAUCAAUCAAGUUGAAGAUUUUUGUUCGUAUUCACAAAUGUCUAACUGUCGCAAAGAAUUAACUAAACAUGGUCUUGCAAAAUUACACUCAAUGCCGGAAGAUCAUUUAGACCUUAUGGAUCCAUUCCAACGUGGGGCACAUAAUAUAAUUUGGGAUUCAAUGAUGGACGGACAUGAAGUAUUAAAAAAAUCAGUCCCAGAAACACCAACCACAACAACAGCCGCUCCAACAACCGAAAAACAUGUACCGGCCUAUGCAUUUUUAACUAAUCCACCACGUGGAGGUGCUCGCCCACAACGAGUUUCUAGUAUUCAAGACCAAAUUCAAGAAUAUCAAAAGAAAAAAUCUUCUUCAAAUUAUUUAGAAAAUGAUUUGUACACUGAAACAAAUUAUUUAAAUACAGCAGCUUCAUCUAAAUUUGAAAAAGUUGUACCAGUGACGAACGAUUUUGUUGGACCAAUGGUUGUGCGAGUGAAACCUGAUGGUACUUAUGUCGAUACUCGAGUACCAAUUGAUGAAGAUUUAAUUCAUUAUAAAAUGGCUAAAACUAAGGUUCCAAGUAUGUUGGAUACUUUGGUUGAUGCUUUACGUCCAGUUAGAAGUACCUACGAAUCUCAACCCUAUGCUGUUUAUGUCAAACCAUAAGUUUAUUCAUUUUGAAAGAAAUUCACUGCAUAUUAUUUCAAAAUUCGUUUGAAAAAUUUUUGUU
This is a messenger RNA of Chrysoperla carnea, 971 nucleotides long. RefSeq names its product rhythmically expressed gene 5 protein (gene Reg-5). The record is from RefSeq and is a predicted model, not a curated record. NCBI's taxonomy places the organism in Eukaryota, Metazoa, Arthropoda, Insecta, Neuroptera, Chrysopidae. The transcript is spliced from 3 exons. Bases 140 to 907 code for a protein of 255 amino acids.